Syngnathoides biaculeatus (alligator pipefish) is the source of this 2628-nucleotide messenger RNA. RefSeq names its product dorsal root ganglia homeobox (gene drgx). Lineage: Eukaryota; Metazoa; Chordata; Actinopteri; Syngnathiformes; Syngnathidae. Gene Ontology annotation, molecular function: DNA-binding transcription factor activity, RNA polymerase II-specific; RNA polymerase II transcription regulatory region sequence-specific DNA binding. The coding region runs from base 231 to 1139 and encodes 302 amino acids. The transcript has 6 exons. The record is from RefSeq and is a predicted model, not a curated record. Gene Ontology annotation, biological process: regulation of transcription by RNA polymerase II.
CCCAGUCAGAGUCAACCCUUUCUUCCCUCCAAAGCAGCACCUCUCUCUCUCUUUCUCUUUCUCUCUUUCUCGUUCUCUCUCUCUCACGCACACACGCACGCACGGGCAUUGAGUGCAGCGUUCAUCUUUUUUUGCGGACGCCGCUGCGUCGCACUUCCCAACUUUGACGUCCAUGUUGCGGGUGGAUUUUUGCGCUUGUUUGAUCGUGAGGUGCAACUCUUGCCCGCAGCAUGUUUUACUUCCACUGCCCUCCGCAACUGGAUGCUGAGUGCUGUCGCUCCAACACACUGAAUUCGAGCACUUUUUCCAACCACGCCCCAGCUGACUUCGACGAUGGCUUCCUGCGGAGGAAACAGCGGAGGAACAGGACCACGUUCACGCUGCAACAGCUGGAAGCCUUGGAGGCGGUCUUCGCGCAGACGCACUACCCGGACGUGUUCACACGCGAGGAGCUGGCCAUGAAGAUCAACCUGACCGAGGCCAGGGUCCAGGUUUGGUUUCAGAACCGCAGGGCCAAGUGGAGGAAGACCGAGCGAGGCGGCGGCGACUCGGAAGGAGGAAAAGAGCAGAUGAGCGACGGCGCUCCUCCUCCGGCGCGCGGCAUCAACUCUCAGUCGCCCGUGGAGGCCAGCAGGAAGCAUAAAGAACCGCUGGACAUGCAGCAGAGUAUGAACAGGCCAGUGGGGCCCGGUGGUCCUUUCUUCCCGUCGUGCCUACCAGGGACCCUCCUGAACUCGGCCACGUACGCUCAGGCCCUCUCUCAAGUGGCCACUUUGAAAGGUAACGGUUUGUGUUCCUGCUGCGUUUCGGACCCCAUGGGCUUGUCUUUCCUGCCACCGUACGGUUGCCAGGGCAACCGCACGGCCAGCGUGGCCGCCCUACGCAUGAAAGCCCGCGAGCACUCCGAGGCCGUCCUGCAGUCGGCCAACCUGCUCGGCGCCGCCGCCGCCUCGUCCGGGUCCGGGGUCCUGUCCGGGGGGGGCAUGGUGAGGCCCCCCGCCGGCGCUCCGGCUCAAGCGGAAGUAAGCGGGACAAGAGGCGGGGACACCUCCAGCCCCAACCUGACCUCCAAGUUGCUCGGGGGAGGCCCUGACAAGCACCCUCACUGCUCCAACAAGGACGCCGUAGAGAAGAAGUGAGCUUGUGGACGAACUCUUGAGUGACACUGUUGUGCUCGUUAAGCACAAGGAGAUGUAUUUAUUUCACAAUUUUCAAUUAUUAUUAUUACUGUUUGUGACAAACGGAUGGGGACAUGUUGACCUCACUCAAGCACAUGGCUGGAUCUGUUUUUCUGCACUCACUGAUGGACUAAUGCAGUUAAGUCUUGUCGGAUUCAUGCACUGGAAAAAUUUUGAAUCAGAUUUUAGGCGUCGAAUUGGCUGGAAAUGACACCAAAAAGAAGCAAAAGACUAACAUUUGUUUAAGCCACGAUUCAGUUUUUUUGUUUAAAUUGUUACAAAAAUUUGCAUGAGCAAAAAUGUUGAUUUAUUCAUUUACUGCCCUAUUUGGCUUUUGGUCAAGCAGAAAGGAAGAGCUCUAUAACUUUGGUGCCAGAACAGUUUUAAUGUGUCACAGAAAAAACAAAGGAGAGAGAGUGAAAGGGAACUUAACUAUUAUACGGAAAGAAGACAACAAAAGACAAAGCACUAGCUUUAAAUAAAAUGAUGGAAGUAAAGUACAAUAGUAGUACAACGACACAUUGGAUUAAGAGUGUUGUAUGGGCCGGUUGUGCUGCACCCUGUGAAGGAAGGACAGGACUGCACAGGACGGGACAGGAUGGGAAGCGUGCAGGGCAGGGGUCGUCGACCCGGCCGUAAAACUGAAGGUUGGUCGAAGUCUACAUUUUAAACAUUUGGAGGACCAGAGUUGUGCGUGAGGGGAUAUGUUUUAACCCCGUUUCUUAAUACAUGUACAUCCGGUGUCAUAAUUGUACGACAUAACAUAACAAUGUUUUCAAUCAUGCUCAAAAUUACGGGAAGCAUUUAGUUAGAUGGUGGGAAAGAUUGCUUUUCUCUGAAAUUGUCUUGAUUUGAUUUAUGAUGGGAUUUAAAAAAUAUAUUUAUUUGUUUAUUUAUUUAUUUACUUAUUUAUUUGAGAAAAGACGCAAGCAUUUUUCUGAACCAUCUUGAGCACAAUAUAUUGCGCCAUUUAAAGUAUCCUGGUAACUUCAAGAAUAAUCUAGAGAAAAGAUUCUUAAUUGGUGGUUUGGGACUCAUAUUUGUCUUUAAAAACUAGAAAUAAGUGAAACACAGAAUUUUGUGGAAUUCUGAGGUACAACGUUUAAUAUCUUUUGAUAAUUUUCUCUAUUUUAUGUAAUUGCGUAAUGUUUAAUUAUGUUACAAUAAGAGGACACACGUUGUUUAUUUUGUUGGGUUUGGUUUGAUUUAUUACUCAUUAUUGGAAACAAUUCUCAUCACCUAAAUGUUUAUAAUAAUGUUUUUCUAUGUACUGACAAAGUACAUUUUGGACUUUUUGUUAACAUUUGACACACAAUGUCUGACACUUUGCCACUUUCUAAUGUUAUUUCUGGCUAAAAUAUACCAAGCGAACAGAUACAAUUCUAUAUACUGUAUUUAUGAAUCAUUUGGGGCUUAACUAUGAAGUGAAUAUAAAAAGUGUACAAACUCC